Molecule: messenger RNA, 3777 nt
Organism: Indicator indicator
Lineage: Eukaryota; Metazoa; Chordata; Aves; Piciformes; Indicatoridae
Gene: ZNF687
Product: zinc finger protein 687
Exons: 8
Coding region: 1-3777 (1258 amino acids)
Source: RefSeq, a predicted model, not a curated record
AUGGGUGACAUGAAGACCCCAGACUUCGACGACCUGCUGGCAGCUUUCGACAUCCCUGACAUCGACACCAACGAGGCCAUCCGCUCCGGCCACGAGGAGGCCGAUGCCCACAUCAAGCAGGUGCCCGGGGAGCCAGGGCCUGCCGAGCACGGGCUGCCCCACGCGGACAUCACCGCCGUCAGCGUCAUCGUGAAGAACACCGUCUGCCCCGAGCAGCUGGAGGGCCUGGACGGCCGUGCCAAGGACGGGCACCUGCUGGGGCCCCGCCUGCUGCAGAAUGGCUUCGGGGCCGCCGAGAUCCCCAGGUCCCCCACCCCCAGGCCCGUGGAAGCCGUGGCCUCCUCCAACGGGGAGUGCUGGGCCAAGGAGAAAGGCCCCAAGGCUCUGGAUAUCUUCUCCCACUUUAGCCCCGACCCCAACGAAGACAACGCUGCCAACCUGAUCGACAGGCCCCGGGACUGCAAGGCCAAGGAGAAGGGCCUGGCCGUGCCCUCGCUCUCCCCAUCGCCCACCCCCUCCCUGGACUGCAAAGAGCCCAUGGGAGAGGGCACCGAGAGCCUGCCCCCAGCCUUCCCCCAGCCCUUCACCAGCAGCCAGCCGGGGGGGGCGAAUGGGUCCCCGGCCACCGUCCCCUGCGUCAAGAAGGAGGAGUCUGACUCGGAGGAGGUUGGACGUGAAGCCAGUCCCAAGGGGUUGGCUGCAGCCCUGGGGGACAGUCCCUUGGAUCACCUCAAGUCGGUCACCGUUCGCUACUCCACCGAUGAUUCCCCCAUGGCCUCCUGGCCUGGCUCAGACCCAAACCUGGACAGCAGCAACCUUCCCGAGGUGAAACAGUCACCGGCCAGCCCCCGGGAGCACUUCUUCAAGCCUUCCUCCCCCGUGGUGCAGAGCCCCAGGCUCCCCACUUCUCCGAAGCAGCUGGACACCAUCACCCUCAAAGAGGAGCAGGAAGUCCUGGAGAAGUCGAUGGGAAGCCCCCAGAGUAUGUCCAGCGCUGAGGAAGAGGAGGAGGAGGAAGACAACAACAACAAUUCCCCUUCCAAUUCCUCACGGCCCCUGAAGGUGAGGAUUAAAACCAUCAAAACCUCCUGUGGCAGCAUCACCCGGACCGUGACCAGGGUCUCCUCGGACUCAGAGCCAGGUUCCACCAAGGGACCAAGCGAGCAGAGCUCUCAGGAGACCUCCCUGGACGUCACCAGCUUCUCGGCGUCGGAGAAGGAGGAAGGCAUCACUCUGGAGGUGCCCAAGGACAAAACCGAACUCUCCAGCCCCUUGAAAGCCAUCGAGGGCCCCAAGAUCGUCAGCGUCCAACUGGGCAACGGCACCAAGCUGAAGGGCACCGUCCUGCCGGUCUCCACCAUCCAGAGCGCCAGCAGUGCCAUGCUGAUCGCCGCCAGCGUGGCCCAGCAGAAAUCCGUGGUGCUGCCGGCCAAGCCGGGCAAGGCCGUGUCCAAGAACAUCAUCAACCUGGUGCCACAGACCCUGCCCAAGGCCGACGCCAGGACCAACGCCAGCCCUGCGGCGCAGACCACCGCCGGCGCCCACCAGAAGGUCAACGGCGCCGCGGUGGUGAUGGUGCAGCCGCAGAAGCCUUCCCCUGCGGUCGCCGGCACCGUCAUCUCCCGCAGCCAAUCCAGCCUGGUGGAGGCCUUCAACAAGAUCCUCAACGGCAAGAACCUUCUGCCCACCUACAAACCCAACCUCAGCCCUCCGGCCGACGCCGGCCUGGCCCUGCCGCCCUUCGGCUACCGCUGCCUGGAGUGCGGCGACUCCUUCGCGCUGGAGCAGAGCCUGGCGCGGCACUACGACCGCCGCAGCAUGCGGAUCGAGGUCACCUGCAACCACUGCACCAAGCGCUUGGUCUUCUUCAACAAGUGCAGCCUGCUGCUGCACGCCCGCGAGCACAAGGACAAGGGGCUGGUGAUGCAGUGCUCGCACCUGGUGAUGAGGCCGAUCGCCCUGGAGCAGAUGAUCGGCCAGCCGGACAUCACCCCCCUGCUCUCCGUCGCCUCCCUCCCCGCCGGCAAGGUCGCCGCCGCCGGCGUGGCGCAGGAGGCCCUGAGCGCGGCCAACGGGGCCCAGGACCUGCCGGUCCUGCCCCUGAGCAACAGCUUCGAGCAGAGCAGCUACAGCUGCUUCAGGUGCUUGGAGUGCAAGGAGCAGUGCAAGGACAAAGCUGGGCUGGCGGCGCACUUCCAGCAGGCUGGGGCCGGGGGCAGCGCCAGCAGCACGGUCUGCACCACCUGUCCCAUGAUCAUGGCCAACCGCUGCAGCUUCAACGCCCACCAGAGGAUGCACAAAAAUCAUCCUCCCCACGUCUGCCCCGAGUGCGGCGGCAACUUCCUGCUGGCCAACUUCGAGGCUCACCUGAAGGAGUCCUGCCUGCACUUCUCCCGCAGGGUGGGCUACAGGUGUCCCAGCUGCGCUGUGGUCUUCGGAGGAGUCAACUCCAUCAAGUCCCACAUCCAGACCUCCCACUGUGAGGUGUUCCACAAGUGCCCCAUCUGCCCCAUGGCAUUCAAGUCGGCCCCCAGUGCCCAUGCCCACGUCUACACCCAGCACCCCGGCUUCAGCAACCAGCAGUCCAAGAUGAUUUACAAGUGUGCCAUGUGUGACACAGUCUUCACCCACAAGCCCCUGCUCUCCUCCCACUUCGACCAGCACCUCCUCAACCAGCGAGUCAGCGUCUUCAAGUGCCCUGACUGCCCUCUGCUCUUCGCCCAGAAGCGCACAAUGCUGGAGCACCUCAAGAACACUCACCAGCCCCAGAAGCCCAAGGAGGACCUGGCAAAGAAGGCAACCAUCCUGCUGACCCCCAAGCAGGAGCCUGUGGAGACUCCAGUGUCCAAGAUCUCGGAGGAGUCCUCAUCCUCCUCGGAGGAGGACGACCCCCCCAGCUCCCCGGAGCUGCGCAAGGCCAAGCGGAGUCGCUUCCAGCGCAAGGCAGGGAACAAGUCCAAGGGCAGUGGCUGGACCUGCGGCGUCUGCCACUCCUGGUUCCCUGAGCGUGAUGAGUAUGUGGCACACAUGAAGAAGGACCAUGGCAAGUCAGUGAAGAAGUUCCCCUGCCACCUGUGCGAGCGCUCCUUCUGCUCUGCCCCCAGCCUGCGCCGCCACGUCAGGGUCAACCACGAAGGGAUCAAGAGAGUCUACCCCUGCAGGUACUGCACAGAGGGCAAAAGGACCUUCAGCAGCCGACUCAUCCUGGAGAAGCACAUCCAGGUGCGGCAUGGGAUCAAGGUGACCGACCAGGCCAAGAGCCAGGAGGUCGUCAUCGCCCGGAUAGGGACCGGCACCGCCCAGGUGCCCGGCCGCAAGCGGAGGCUCUCCUCGGACGAGGGCGACUCCUGCAGCGAGGAGCCCGACAGCACCACCCCCCCCUCCAAGACCCCCAGGGGCGAGCGCAAGGCUCCCUUCCGCUGCCGCAAGUGUGGCUACCUGGCCAGCAGCGCCGCAGACUUCCAGGAGCACAUCCCCCAGCACCGGACUGACGACAGCUCCCAGCAGUGCCGCGAGUGCGGCCUCUGCUUCACCUCCCAGGUCUCCCUCAACCGGCAUCGCUUCAUCACCCACAAGAAGAAGAAGGGCACGGCCGAGCCGGAGGAGCCGGGGCCCAGGAGCCCCCUGGAGGGUGGCGCCCAGCCGGCGGCCGACGGCAAACUGUCGUGCAAGGUGUGCGGCCGCGGCUUCGACAGCCAGCUCAACCUCAAGACACAUUUCCGUACCCACGGCAUGGCCUUCAUCCGUGCCCGCCAGAAUGCCAGCCCUGACAACUAG